Messenger RNA from Sclerotinia sclerotiorum 1980 UF-70, 387 nucleotides. RefSeq lists its product with no specific name. The transcript has 4 exons. Lineage: Eukaryota; Fungi; Ascomycota; Leotiomycetes; Helotiales; Sclerotiniaceae. Bases 1 to 387 code for a protein of 128 amino acids. The record is from RefSeq and is a predicted model, not a curated record.
AUGUGGAAUAUGGAUGGGGAGGAAAAAGCAGACAAAGGUCAUCUCAGAUCGAAUAUAAGUCAGAGAAAUGAGAAAGACAUGCAACGUAUCAGUGCAGGUAUCACUGAGUGUUGCUUUAAUCCUGGAUUUCCGAUUAUUCGGUUAGGAUUUCAUGAAGUUGAGUUUGAGGCAAUUCCGCAUUUCUUAACCUUAUCCUCGACCAAGAGGCUUGGAAUCGACAUACUUGCUAAGUUUGAAUUGGCCCAACUAUCAUCAUCGCCACUUGUCGAAUCUGAAGGAAGGAUUCCUAUGGAGGAUGUGCAAAAAGAUUUUGUCUUGCUGUCAUUUCAUUUAUUCCAACUACGGGAAUCUUUUUCAGGCCUUGUAUUUCAGGCAUCUAUAACAUAA